AUGCCGAAAGGACAACAAAGAAAAAUUAAAGGUGCAAUAUGUAAUGUACCAGUUGAAUGUAGUCAAACAUGCAAUGUUCUUCCCAGACCACCUGACAGAUCUGGGAUAAUUUUACUUAAAUUAAAAAGGAAACUUCAAUUUAGAGGUCAUGUUUACUUUCAAGCAGUUCGUCCUCAGUUUGUAAUUAGUGCAUUAAACUGGCUUAUAGCAAACAAUCCGUUAUAUAGAAACAUUGAAAUUCAAUGUGACAACAUCAGCCCUGAGUUGACUAAUUUGAACUGUCCUGUUACAGAUCACGAAAACAUAGACGAGCAUUUGCAAACUAAUGUAAAUACAGAACUACUUAAUGAAGAUGCUGAAGAACAAGAUGAUCCAUUAAAUGAACACCGUUCAGCUGCAACUGAAACCUGUCUUCAGUCCAUCUUGCCAAAUUAUCCUGUUAACCUGGACAAUAGAAACUCUGAUAAUUCAACAGGUAGAGAAAUUUUCAACAUUGCACCAGGUGAAGGUAAACACCCAGUAUCAUUGAUGACUGAUAAACUUUGUGAGGAACUUUCAUUUCCAGUACUCUUUCCAAAGGGACGAUUUGGGUACACUGUUGAACGAGACAUCAAAUUAUCUCCAAUAAAAUAUUUCAAUGCUCGCCUCUUGCAUUAUAGUGGGAAAUUUGCAACCAAUCCAGAGUAUCUAUUCUUUGCACAAUUCAUUAUGGAACAGAAAAAGAUCUCUGAUAGUAUAAAUAUAGCUCUUAAAAAAAUACAUGGGCAGUCAGUCACAGCGUCACAAGUAAAAUCAAACAGUCAAGCUUUUCAAAAUCUUCUUUUGCAAGACCAAGCAUAUUUAUUUUUACGACAAAUUCCUGGCUCACCUCCUUACUGGCAAAAAUUCAUGUAUGAAGUGGUAGCAAUGGUUAAACAACUGGGAAUACCAACAUGGUUUAUGACGCUUUCAUGUGCAGACUUAAGAUGGCCCGAGCUAUUUCAGAUUAUUGCAAGAACGAAAGGAAACAACAUGACAGAUGAAGAAGUGGACGCUCUGUCCUAUCAUGAGCGAUGCUCAAUGUUAAAUUUAAAUCCAGUUAUUGUAGCUAAACAUUUCCAGUAUCGAGUCGAAACAUUUUUCAGGGAUGUUUUGCUUACAAAUGCAAACCCAGUUGGCAAGAUAGUAUAUUAUGCACUCCGUAUUGAAUUUCAAAUGAGGGGUUCACCACAUUUGCAUGCCUUAAUAUGGACAUCUGAUUGCCCAGACUUAACGAAUGAUACAAAAGAUGCAUACAUAGAUUACAUUGACCAACAUGUUCAAGCAUACCUCCCAGACAAAGAAACAGAUCCUCAACUUUAUGACUUGGUGAAAACAUACCAGACACAUAAUCACAGUAAAACCUGUAGAAAGUAUAAGAACGUUGCAUGUAGAUUUAACUUUGGACAGUUUUUUACUGACAAAACAAUUGUUGCUGAACCUUUGGCAGAAGAUAUGGAUGAAGAGAUUAAAUCCAAUAUUCUAACUAGACGAAAGGAAAUUUUGUCUAAAGUUAAACAAAAAAUCGAUGAUGUGCUAAACCCAAGCAAACCUUCUUAUGAUCCACAUGCAACUCCAACUAACAUCCUAAAUGAUAUAGAUAUUACAGAGCAAGACUAUCAAUGGGCUAUAUCAUUAUCUCCAGACUCUGACUAUGAAUUGCGCCUCAAAAGACCAAUAGAUAGUUGUUUUAUCAACAAUUACUUUAGUGCUGGGUUAAAAGGAUUUGCCGCAAAUGUUGACUUGCAACCAGUGUUUAAUCAUUACAAGUGUAUUACAUAUGUUUGUUCUUACUUUACAAAGGAUGAAACUGAAUGUUCUCAAGCCAUCAUAAAUGCAGCAAAAGAGGCUAAAGAAGCAAACUUAAAUGUAAGAGAUGGCCUAAGAAAAAUAGGUGCAGCAUUUCUCUCAACUCGUGAAGUCAGUGCUCAAGAAUGCGUUUACAGGUGCAUGCCUGAACUCUGGUUAAGAAAAAUAUUCCCGAAAACUCUCUUUGUUAGCACGGAUUUUGCUGAAAAUCGUGUUAGAUUUGCGAAGAAACAACAAGAACUUAAUGAGUUAGAUGAUGAUAGUACUGACAUUUUUAAGUCUAACAUUAUUGUCCGUUACAGUGACAGACCGAAAAACAUUCCUGUCGUUAAUGAUAUGUGUUUAGCUUUAUUUGCUGCUCACUAUUUCAAAGAUUACAAAAGUGAUUUUAACGAAGUAUCUGAUUCUCAACCUGAAGUGUUAAGCGAUGACUUCAUUGAAUCUAAAAAUAUCGAAAAUCAUAACACUGGACUUCCCGAUCGAAUAAACUUGUAA
Paramuricea clavata is the source of this 2322-nucleotide messenger RNA. The record is from the annotation of a GenBank genome assembly. NCBI's taxonomy places the organism in Eukaryota, Metazoa, Cnidaria, Anthozoa, Malacalcyonacea, Plexauridae.